Messenger RNA from Eimeria mitis, 1533 nucleotides. RefSeq lists its product as uncharacterized. The transcript has 5 exons. The record is from RefSeq and is a predicted model, not a curated record. Bases 1 to 1533 code for a protein of 510 amino acids. Lineage: Eukaryota; Apicomplexa; Conoidasida; Eucoccidiorida; Eimeriidae.
AUGUGCUGCCCCUACCUUAUUAUUACCAUCACCAUCGCCAGCAGCAGCAAGCAGCAGCAGGAGGAGCAGCAGCAACAGCAGCAGCAGCAGCAGGAGCAGCAGCAGCAGGAGCACCGCCACCACCACCACCACCAGCACCACCACCACCUGCAGCACCACCACCACCAGCAGCAGCAGCGCCACCACCACCACCAGCAGCACCAGCAGCAGCAGCGCCACCACCACCACCAGCAGCACCAGCAGCAGCAGCAGCAGCAGCAGCAGCAGUUUGGAAAUAUUAAGGGCCUGCAGCAGCAGCAGCAGCAGCAGCAGCAACAGCAGCAGCAGCAGCAGCAGCAGCAACCGCAGCUCAAGGGCUUUCAACUCUCCCCUUCUCUUGCUGCAGCAGCAGCAGCACGAAACGCUGCUGCUGCAGCCAACUGCAGCACAGCAGCAAACCCGAGCUGCUCUCUCCUCACACUCGCGGGGCCCUGCAGCAGCAGAAGCAGCAGCAACUGCAGCAGCAACAGCAGCAGCAACAAACGCAGCAACAACACAGCAAGCGACACCAAGACAUCCAGCAGCAGGAGAUGCAGCAGCAACAACCCCACCAAAAGCAGCAGCAGCACCACCACCACCACCAACAGCAUCAUCACCAGCAGCAGCAGCCGAUGCAGCAGCAGCAGCAGCAGCAGCAGCAGAAGAAGAGCAGCAACGACUAGCAGCAGCGGCAGCAGCAACAGCAGCAGCAACAGCAGCAGCAGCAGCAGCAGCAGCAGCAGCAGCAGCAGCAGCAGGGCUUUCAACUCUCCCCUUCUCUUGCUGCUGCAGCAGCAGCACGAAACGCUGCUGCUGCAGCCAACAGCAGCACAGCAGCAACCCCGAGCUGCUUUCUCCUCACACUCGCGGGGCCCUGCAGCAGCAGAAGCAGCAGCAGCAGCAGCAGCAACAGCAGCAGCAACAAACGCAGCAGCAACACAGCAAGCGACGCCAAGACAGACAGCAGCAGCAGAUGCAGCAGCAACAACCCCACCAAAAGCAGCAGCAGCAGCACCACCACCACCAACAGCAUCAUCACCAGCAGCAGCAGCCGAUGCAGCAGCAGCAGCAGCAGCAGCAGCAGCAGCAGAAGAAGAGCAGCAGCGACUAGCAGCAGCACGUGCAGCAGCAGAAGCAGAGAGACUAUGGCGUAUCCUCGCCCCGGAGAAAUAUAUGAGUGUAUUGUCUCCUUCUUUUUUUAUUUUGUUUGUUUCUGUUUUAGCUUUACAUUUAUAUAAUAAUAAUAAAGAGCAGCAGCAGGCGCAGCAGGGAGAUAUUGUUAGUGCUGCUGAACAAAGACAAAGGCUGCUUGCUGCUGCUGCCAGACAGAGAAGGCUGCAGCAGCAGCAGCAGCAGCAGCAGCAGCAGCAGCAGCAGGAGCAGCAGCAAGGAGAUAUACACACACAACUCCAACAGAGAAGGCUGCAGCAGCAGCAGCAGCAGCAGCAGGAGGAGGAGGAGCAGCAGCAGCAGCAGCAGCAGCAGCAAGGAGAUAUACACACACAACUUCAGUAA